CUGCUGUUUCUUUUUUUUGGGAGUGUUGGUUGACUUUUCCUUAUCAAGUAACCACUGCCGUUAUCCAUUCAAUAGAAGGCAACAGUGGAUGUCUCUUCAUACCCUCCUUGCAAUGCAUUAGUGUGUUGACACGCAAACACACACUCUUGCUCGUCCGGGCUUCUUCGCCCCCUUAUUCUAUCUCUCUCUCUUUUCAUAAAUGUAUCGGAAUUUGGCUAUUGGAAAUUCUGUGAGCAGGCUGUGCGAGCCCAAUUCGUACUGCACGCAGUGAAAAGGUUUCCGACACACUCACCUAAGACCAGGGAAUCCUAGGUAUAGUAUUUAUGUCAAUAUCGAGAUGGCUGACUCCAUUCUUCCCGAGAUGGAUGCGGCAGACCCAUUGGAGGCUAUGGUGAAUGCCUUGAACGACUCGUUAUCUCAAGAGACGAAUAGCGGCGUGCCAGAUGUGCUCGGUGGUGGAGUCCUACCGCAGUCAGAUCUCAUCAGUUCACUGGCGGCUGAGUUGUCCCAGUCAGCGGGUCAGGGCACGUCAGUACUUACAUCACUCCUGGGCACGUCCGCUCUGCCAGCACAUUCACCGGCCACGGCUAUACAAACGUCCGCAAAUUCGUCUCUUACAACAGCGCCGUCAGCCUUUCAGGGUCCUGCCAUGUCGCAGUCUCAACCGGCAGGAGUGCAGGUACCUGCUACAAGUCAAGUAUCGACAAGUAGUCAAACAACCGUGCCCCUUCAUCAAUCCGUAACUGCCACUGCAUCAUCUCAUGUCACGAGUGCGCAGUCCUCAUCACAAACAGCCGUUUCAUCACCCCAGUUGUCACCUGCUACUUCCUCAGCAAAUCCUCUGCUGCCCCAGCAUAUGCCGAUCCAGGUGAUGAAAAUCAACGGUCGUGAUCAGCCUGCAAUGCUGAUGACAAUUUCCCAGGCGCAGAUUUGGCAACGCCAGCAGCUGGAGCGUGCUGUGGAGAUAUCCAGGGGCGGGAACUCAGCCCUAGCUGCACAGAUGGAGCAGCAGCAGAAGCACAUGCAAGAGCUGCUGGCGUCGGCCAAACCUGACACGGUAUUUGCCAUUCCCAUGGCGGCUGCUCUCGCUGGUGCCCAGCAGCAGCCAGCGGUGUCCAGCACAGGCAGUAGUACUGCAGCGAGUAGUGUCACAACGACUAUGACAUCUGUGAACGCGGAGAGGCCGCCUGUUAUCAGUACACCAGCGUCGUCGGCAGCGGCAUUACCCCCGAGUUCUAAUAUCUUCACCCCUGCUGGUUCGACUGGAGUAAGUGCAUCAGCAGGGUCUGUGUCUAAUAUAGGUAUUUCAUCGGCAGUCCUCGCGCCCCAGUCGACAGCAGCAGCAGCAACAGCAGGCACACUCACGGUCUCCACAUCGCCUCUGCUUUCCAGCUCGUUACCCGAUAACUUAGCUCUACCAUCUCACACAGCAGUGGCCGCCGCAGCUCAGGCCACUGCAGCAGCAGCAGCAGUUGCACCGCAGGCUUCUAUGGGAAGAAAACUGUCUAUCGAUAGCCUCUCGGAGCCUGCUCGAAAGAAAAAGAAGAAGGCGGCGAUUGAUGCUUUGCCGAAGCCUCUCUCGCCAUAUCAGUGUUUCUUUCGAGAGAUUCAAUCUGAAGUACGACGACAAAACCCCAAGGCAUCGUUCGCUGAACUGUCGAUGAUGGUGAAUUCAAUGUGGGAGAGUAUGCCUGAGAGCAGUCAAGAGGUGUACAAUGCACAGGCACGUCAAUCAACGAAUGAGUACGAGCAGGCAGUCAAGGCUAUUCAAGGCACGUCACCGACUAACACGAAUGGUGCAAGUACCGCAGGCUUCUACGCAAUAGCGGAACCGGAGACAACUCCAGGUGGUAAGCCACGUGGUCGCAACAGGAAGAUUGCACCAAAUAAGUGCCUGAAUGAGGAGUGUAUGAGCCUACCGCAAGCUGCAGGACAUCGAGGCAAUCUCUACUGUAGUGACAAGUGCUCCGUGACACACUGCCAAAUUGCAUUCAAAAACUGGGUGACAGAACGCCGCAAGGUUCCUUGAAAAAGGUGCUGUGUUUCACAUGCUGAUAGUGUGAUACUUCCUGUUGCCAUUACUUGGAAUGAUUGCUCUGUUGUGUCUCCAUCCCGCCUGGACCAACUACCAUUUGCCCACAGUAGCAGCAUCGGCCACGUGUAUAUACGCUGUUGCACACAUUGCUGAGCCGGUACAUGCAACGCGCUGCUGAGACACUGUGUACGGAGCCCAGCCCAGCACAGGGCCUGCUGCUGUCCACCAGGUACCUGAUGCCUUGCCAGCGACAGUUGCCUUGCUUGCUUGUUCCGCUGCCAGCUCUAGGUUUUCCAGACGUCCAACUCGUCGCGCGCACGCACGUGCGCGUGUGUGUGUCCUGAGCAUGGCCUGGGUGCCGUUCCCACUCGCUUUUCACCAGUAAAUUUAGUCCCGAUAUGUUCCCACCUACCAUAAAUUUUGUUGAUUUCUGUGUUGCCCUGGCUUAUGUCAAGCUCUCCUUGUCGAACAUUCCCAGAUUCUUGUACACAGUAUUCUUUAAUAAAUAAAAACAGCGUUAGGUUCCGCAUAUUUGAUUCUUGUUAGUGCUCAAUAAAGAAAAUUGGUUUUUGUUUCACAAGA
This is a messenger RNA of Sycon ciliatum, 2617 nucleotides long. RefSeq names its product TOX high mobility group box family member 4-like. The record is from RefSeq and is a predicted model, not a curated record. The coding region runs from base 338 to 2029 and encodes 563 amino acids. Gene Ontology annotation, molecular function: chromatin DNA binding. Gene Ontology annotation, biological process: regulation of transcription by RNA polymerase II. The transcript is spliced from 11 exons. NCBI's taxonomy places the organism in Eukaryota, Metazoa, Porifera, Calcarea, Leucosolenida, Sycettidae. Gene Ontology annotation, cellular component: nucleus.